This is a messenger RNA of Prorocentrum cordatum, 2244 nucleotides long. NCBI's taxonomy places the organism in Eukaryota, Dinophyceae, Prorocentrales, Prorocentraceae. The record is from the annotation of a GenBank genome assembly.
AGGAGCCACUUCGGCUCAGGCGAGGCAGCCAGCGGGGAUCCCCUGAAGGGGGCCCGCGGGGCGGCCCGGCGGCCAUGGCGGACCCUUUGCCGCCGCCGGCGGAGCCGGCCGCUGGCCAUGGCUCCGCGCCGACGACGCCCACGGAGUCCUCGCACGCUGGCGAGGACGAGGGCGGAGGGCCCAGCGCCACGGAGUCUGCCCUCAUGGAGAAGAACCUGACGACGUUUGAGGGCGACACCCUCGCCGAGGUCCUCGCCGCUGCGAUGGGCUCCGAGUGGGGCGAUGAGCAGGUCGCCGAGGCGGUGGCCCUCUUCGAGGGCGGCGACUUCCAAGGUGCGCGUGCCCUCGCGAACGAGGCGGCCUGCUCCCUGGGCAUGGCGCAGGGCGCGGAGGGCGACGGCCCCGACGACAAGCUCCGGGAGCCCGACGAGCCCGCCGCGGCCACGGUCCACGAGUGGCGGGUGGCCCUCGACGAGCUGGCGGGCGUCUACGACGACGCAGGCGACACGGACAGGGCGGAAGCCCUGUACCUGCGCAUCUUGGCCUGGCGCGAGGGCGUGGACCAGUACCGCGAGGGCAACUUCGGCGUGGCCGAGCACCUGUUCCAGAAGAGUCCCCACUAUCGGUCCGUGGAGGAUGCCACCUGGUUCCUGCAGGGCCUGCGGCCGGAGGACGGCCACGCGGUGGCGGAGGUCGUGGGGCUGCUGGCGCUCGGCGAGGAGGUGGCGGCCAAGGCCGCCGUCGGCGUCUGGACGCUCGCGCUGAAGAAGGAGAACCGCGAGCGCAUCGCGCGCAGCGGCGGCCUGGAGCUGCUGACCAAGGCGAUGCAGUACCACCUCGACAGCGCGGAGCUGCAGGCCGCCGGCUGUGGGGCGCUGCGGCUGCUGUCGGGUGGGCACUCCCUCGCGGCCGCCUGCCGCGAGGCCAUCGCCGAGCGGCUAGGCGGCGUCGCCCUGCUGCUCGCAGCCUUGGCGAGGCACCCGCUGGACGCCGAGGUCCAGCGCGAGGGCAUGGGCGCGCUCCAGGCGGUCGCCGCCAAGAGCCCAGAGGCCGCCCUGAGCAUCGUGGAGUCCGACGGCAUCGGCCUGGCUCUGCGCGCCGUCGCGGAGUACCCGGACGAGGGCGUGGGCGACGCCGCUUGCAAGCUGAUUGCGGCAUUGCGGCGCGCCGCGGAGGCAGAGGCCGCGCAGGCCAGUGGUGAGGACUCCGCCGCAGACGGGGGUUCCCACGUCCAGGAGAAGAGGCUCCACGGCGUCGCCUUCUGCGCCAAGGUGCUCAAGGAGCAGUUCGAAAAGGCGCCGGCCCCCAACAAGGCCGUGGUCCAGGCUCUCCUGGGGGCCUUCGCCGCCUUCGUCGAGGAUGCUUCGAUCGCGGCAAGAGCGCUGAUCCUGCUUCCCACCGCGGUGCAGUGCAUGGCCCGCUUCCCCGGCCAGGUGAAGGUGCAGCAGCCCGGGGUGGCCAUCCUCAGGCAGAUGCUGGACGCCGCCGCGCGCCACGUCCCCGACGACCAGGUCAAGCUCGGGCCGUGCAUGGCCCUGGUGAUCGCGGCGAUGCGGGACCUGCCCACGAACACCGAGGUCCAGCGCAGCGCCUUGGGCGUGCUCGCGGGCAUCUCCCAAGACGACAAUGGGCUCAAGACGCUCGCCGUCCGCGCCGGCGGCAUCUCGGCCGCCAUCGAGGCCAUGAAGCGGUUCCCGCAGGACCCAGACCUGCAGUCUGGUGGCCUCGGUGCUCUCACCCGCCUGUGUGACACGCUCGGGCGGGCCUCCACGUGCCAGAAGGCCGGGGGCAUGGAGGUUGUCGUUGCCGCCGUGCGCCGGCACGCCAGCUUCGGGCGCAUUGCCGAGAUGGGCUGCGUGCUGCUGUGUAUGUUCUGCGACGACGCGCAGCUGCGGCAGCAGGUGCUGCUGGCGGGCGCGCUGGAGGUGGCCAAGUCGUUGCUGCGCACCGAGAUCCCGGAGGCGAGGCACUGGGGACACGAGCUGUUCCGGGACCUGUCCAGCAUCGCAGGUCCCCGCCCGCGCUGAGCGCCAGGAUUCUCACGUUGUCCUCGUCUUGUCGACGAAGGAAAAUCAGCGUAAGCAUACAUGUUUGUUGUUGCUGAACCCCUGUCGGCCUCUCCUCCUCCUGCACCUCUCUCUGUACUCCUUUGUGCGCCGCCUUAUCGGUUCACAAGGGCCCUUGAGCUAUCAUGGCGCGCCGGUGAAGCGGUGAUGGACGUGCCCACGCCUCCGUGAAAAAGAG